Orbicella faveolata is the source of this 756-nucleotide messenger RNA. Its product is annotated as adenosine receptor A2b-like. Gene Ontology annotation, biological process: G protein-coupled receptor signaling pathway. Gene Ontology annotation, molecular function: G protein-coupled receptor activity. Gene Ontology annotation, cellular component: membrane. NCBI's taxonomy places the organism in Eukaryota, Metazoa, Cnidaria, Anthozoa, Scleractinia, Merulinidae. The record is from RefSeq and is a predicted model, not a curated record.
AUGGGUCCUUCAAAUCAUGAUGAUGAUGGUCGCAAAGAAGAGCCGACUGACCUGAAAGCCAUUAUUAUCACCAUCCACGUUCUUUUGACAGUUGCCACUGUUUUUGGCAAUUCUCUUGUGAUCAGAGCGUUUUAUAAAUUUUCAAGCCUGCGGAGUGCUUCUAACGCCAUUCUGGUGAGUUUGUCAGUGGCGGACAUUUUUAUGACGGUUUCUUUCAUUUUAAAGAUUGCGAACAUAAUUGUCGGAAAGACACCAUCGCCGCGCGUAAUAUGCAGCGUCGCUUCAACAGUCAGCCUGACUUUCAACGCCAUAAUUAUUCUGCAUCUCGCUUUAAUCAGUGUGGAACGCUUCAUCGCCAUCAAAUUCGCCUUGAGGUAUCAAAUGAUAGUGACUAAUCGCCGAGCAACGAUUGCUUCCGUCGUAGUGUGGCUUUGGGGAAUUGCUGUUGUAUUGAUCUUUCCCCAGGCGUUGAAGUCAGAGGAGCUGCAAGUGUUUAAGGAGUUUUUACAGGCGUUGUCUCCGUGCUUCCAUCGUCAUCACGAGCCCUUCCGUUUACAGUCAACAUCCGUCAGAUCAUACCUUGUUUUCUUGGUGGUAUCAUUACUGGUCAUGCCCAUUGUGAUUAUUAUGAUGUCGUACAGUUAUAUUUUCAAAGUUGCUUGGAAUCAGCGGAGACAAAUUCGGGAAGAAAACAACUUGCAAGGAAAACUCACCGGGAGGCGUGAAAUGAAAGGAGCCCGUACUGCGGCCAUUGUG